CAUUUUGAUAUUUGUUGUCGGCGGUUUCCAAUUCCUUACUUUCUUUCACUUAUUUUUUGUCCCAUUUCUCCGUUAAUUUUGCCAGGUGAUAACAUCCACAUUUCUACUUUCUCCCCGAUCUCUCCGCUACGCUGUUUAAUGGCUAGCAAGAUAGAUCAUGAUUACGAUUACUUACUCAAGAUCGUCUUAAUUGGCGACUCCGGCGUCGGAAAAACCAAUAUUUUGUCGAGGUUUACCAGGAACGAGUUCUUCCUAGAGUCCAAAGCCACCAUUGGCGUCGAAUUUGCUACCAGAACUCUCCAGGUUGAGGGAAAAACAAUAAAGGCACAGAUAUGGGACACAGCAGGACAGGAAAGGUACAGAGCGAUUACAAGUGCUUAUUAUCGAGGCGCAGUAGGAGCUCUUCUUGUGUACGACAUUACUAAGAAGCCAACUUUUGAUAAUGUCCAGCGGUGGUUGAAUGAGCUGAGAAACCACGCCGACGCCAAUAUCGUUGUAAUGAUGGCCGGAAACAAAUCCGAUCUGGAGCACCUCCGAGCAGUGGAUGAACAAGAUGGCAAAUCAUUUGCUGAAAAAGAAGGCCUUUCAUUUCUCGAAACAUCAGCACUUGAAUCAUAUAACAUCGAGAAAGCAUUUCAAACUGUUUUGACCGAAAUCUAUCACAUCAUUAGCAAAAAAGCAUUAGCAACGCAAGAAGCAGUCGGUGGUGCACCUGGAAAAGGGACCACCAUUAAUGUCGGUGACUCUGUCUCCUCAUCUGCCACCACAAAGAGCUGUUGUUCAUCUUGAGAGCCAAGAUUCGGUAUUUUUAGUUCUUGCUUCUUGUUCUUUUACAUAAAGGAAAUAGUGUGAAACUGUGAAUUGUGAAAGUGUAUGUUUUAACUUUUAAGGAUAUGUUAUUAUUAUUAUUAUAAAGAUAAAGAUUCAAUUUGUGCAGUUA
This is a messenger RNA of Lactuca sativa (garden lettuce), 940 nucleotides long. Its product is annotated as ras-related protein Rab2BV. Lineage: Eukaryota; Viridiplantae; Streptophyta; Magnoliopsida; Asterales; Asteraceae. Gene Ontology annotation, molecular function: GTP binding; GTPase activity. The record is from RefSeq and is a predicted model, not a curated record.